Molecule: messenger RNA, 981 nt
Organism: Didymodactylos carnosus
Lineage: Eukaryota; Metazoa; Rotifera; Eurotatoria; Philodinida; Philodinidae
Source: the annotation of a GenBank genome assembly
CAGAAAUUAACUGAAAAAUUUCUACAUGGGACUGAACCUUGAGGAGUUCCCACAAAAAGUUUUAUUACUCUUGAGCUGGCUUCACCGUGGCAGAUUGAGAGAGAUCUAUUCUGCAGCCACAGAUAAAUCCACCGGACCAGUUUACAGAAAAACGCUUUCGUGCGCAGCGGCAUUUCCAGUUCUAAUAAAUUACUUAUCAGAGCUGGAAACCACAUCCGAUCAAAGGCAGUCGUAAAGUCCACGAAGAUUAUUAAUGCUGGACGAUUACUAGCAGCAAUUGUUAGUCUUAAAUCUUCGCAUAAAGAUAAUAUCCGUGUUUGCAGCCUCCUUCCGGGUGUAAAACCUGAUUGUUCAUCAAAUAUUCUAACUGUAAUUGAUGAUCCUCUUCAACAUAAUGAUUAUUUCAAUGUACGAUCAAUGGUUACACUUGAAGAUCUUUUCAAGUAGGUAUGUUUGUAGUUAUUUACAUAGGAAAGAUAAAUAAAGAAAUGAUACCUUCUUGACAAGAAAAUAAUUAUUUAUUUAUUUAUUUAUAGAAAUCGUGCUCAUUAUGAACAUGUAACUGGAAUGGGUAAUCCAUGGAUGUCUCAAUAUAUAUAUGGUCAUCGAUUAGAUGUUGAUAUUAUUGAUUUGGAUAAAACCUUACCAAUGCUUCAUUCAGCAUUAAAUUUUCUUGCUCAUAUAGCUUAUCGUCAAGAAAUUAUUUUAUUUCUUACACGUUAUCCAGCACAUAUUCCACUUGUUGAACGUGCUGCACGUGAUUGUGGUGAAUAUGCACAUUGUAGAAAAUGGGAUUAUCCAUUUACAAAUACUCAAGCUUUAUUUGGAUAUGAUAUUCGUUUACCUGAUGUAUGUAUAUUUACACAUACAUUAUCACCACCAAAUCAACUUCAUCCAGCUAUUAGUGAUUCAAAUAAAUUAUUAAUUCCAACUGUAGUUUUAUGCGAUACAUAUUAUAACUUAUCCUAUUCCAAGCAAUGA